Molecule: messenger RNA, 4144 nt
Organism: Phodopus roborovskii (desert hamster)
Lineage: Eukaryota; Metazoa; Chordata; Mammalia; Rodentia; Cricetidae
Gene: Emc8
Product: ER membrane protein complex subunit 8
Exons: 5
Coding region: 63-686 (207 amino acids)
Cellular component (GO): EMC complex
Source: RefSeq, a predicted model, not a curated record
GCAGUGGGGUCGUGUCUUAUACAGUGGGAGCCUCCGUUGCUACGUGACCAGCCAGACUCAGCAUGCCCGGCGUGAAGCUGACCACCCAGGCCUACUGCAAGAUGGUGCUACACGGCGCCAAGUACCCGCACUGCGCGGUCAACGGGCUUCUGGUGGCCGAGAGGCAGAGGCCGCGCAAGGAGCAUCCGCCAGGCGCGGGCAGCCACACUCUCUUCGUGGACUGCAUCCCGCUUUUCCAUGGCACGCUGGCCCUGGCCCCCAUGCUGGAGGUGGCGCUCACCCUAAUUGACUCAUGGUGCAAAGAGAACAGCUAUGUGAUCGCCGGCUAUUAUCAAGCUAAUGAGCGUGUGAAGGAUGCCAGCCCAAACCAGGUGGCAGAGAAGGUGGCCUCCAGGAUCGCUGAGGGCUUCAGUGACACUGCACUUAUCAUGGUGGACAAUGCCAAGUUCACGAUGGACUGUGCAGCGCCUACAAUCCAUGUGUACGAGCACCAUGAGAACAGGUGGCGAAGCAGAGACCCACACUAUGACUACUGUGAAGAUUGGCCAGAGGCGCAGAGGAUCUCAGCGUCACUCCUGGACAGCCGCUCCUACGAAACACUUGUGGAUUUUGAUAACCACCUGGAUGACAUUCGGAAUGACUGGACAAACCCGGAGAUCAACAAAGCAGUUCUGCACCUGUGCUAGACCAGGGCCACCACAACUAGAAACUCCACUACAGAAAAAAGAGAAACAUAUUUUUGAAUUUAGAGGAAUUUGAGUUAGCCUGAUGGGAAGCUGCAAGUCUGUGAUGUGUGCCUUGGAAGGGGAGUCCGGUCAGCAUCCUUCAAGGCAGGGCUGUGGAGAGGUAAGGGCUGCCUAGGCUUUGGGUUCUUAGUCAUGCACUGCCCAAUGCUGCCUAUCAAGCUCUUUCUGUUUGUUCCAGGUUAUUCCCAUUAAACAGUUCUAGUCUUUUAUAAUCUAGAGAGAAUGCAUUUCAGUCUUUACUCCAGUGUGUAAGUCUUUACUUUGACUGAGCCAAUUCCAGGCACCCUAACAUCAGGCAGCCUCUUGGACUGCUACUAGAGCAUCGUCUGAUCAACCAAGUUGGUAUCGGGGCUAAGAGCUGUGGGCUCCCCAAGGCUGCACAAGGGAAAGAGCCAACACCGUUGCCUGAGAAAACCUCACUGCAAUGAACACAAGCACAUUGCUGAUGAGAGCAGAGAUUCCCAUGAGGAGAGGAAGCCGAGCCGUGAACAUUCCCAAAACCUGACUCAGCUGCUCUGGGUCUUCAGAAGGAGAGCUGCUUUAUAUUUAAAAGGAGCAAAAACCCCUUAGUGUCCAAUGUCCCUGGGAUAUCCCAAGCAAUGUGCUUGUUAGCUUGGAUCAUUUGACCAAGUGUUCUGACCAUCUUAGGAAAUAGUAUGCAGAUUUUUGGUACAUUGUGUGUUAUCCUUUGUGAAUGUUUUGCACAGAAAACAGUGCCUUUCUUGGGCUUCAUGAGGCUGGUGCCAAGGGUUGGUGACAGCAUUCCCCCACUCUUUGAAAGUGGGUCAGCCAGGGUGACCUUAGUGAAUGAACCCUGAUGGGUGUGGCUUCUCCCCCUUAUUCAAGAGCCUUGAAUUUUGCUGCUGGGAAGAGUUUAGCUUUGGUUGGUUGGGAAUAUCCCAUUGCUGUUCUGGUUAGCUUGGCAUUGACUGUGUGUGUGUGAAGAAAGGAGCCUGGCCUUGAAUGUGCAGUGAUAUCCCUCUGCCUUUGCUUCUCAAGUACUGAGAUCACCACCCAUCCCAAAUCCCCUUAACCUUUUAAAUUGACAUUGUAUCCAAACAAAGGAAGGUGUGAGGACCAGUCCCAUCCUUCCUCACCCUCAUUCCUUCAGGGCUUUGCAGGCUCAUCUAUAUCAGAACAGUAAUAGGCAUAUGUGUGGUCCAAAUCCAUCCCUAUCCCCACCCCCCACCCCCAGUACUACCUUGUUUCUUUAUCCAUGGUUGGGUGGCAACUCACAGUUCUGUCCAAGUCAGGUAUGAUGGCCCAUACCUGUGUCCUAGCACAGAAAGAAAAGGAUCACAAGUUUGAGUACAAUCCUUUGAGUUUCAGGCCAACUUAGACUAGAGUGACAACAUGUUCUAAAAAGUCUGAAUGCAGGAAGCAGGUCACCUACAUUGUGUUUAGAGACAGCUCCUUAAAGCUAUGCCUGGCAAGUGGUUCUUAUGGGCUUCAUUCACGGGAGCAGAAUACAGGCUUCACCAUCCAGCCUCGAGGGAACAUUUUAACCUCUCCUACCCAUCUGAUCUAGUUAAGUUAUUGUUGCUGUGAUAAAGCACCAAAAUAAUUUGGGGAGGAAAUGAUUUAUUUCACCAUUAACUCUGAAGUCAAAAGAACAGGAACUGAAGUAGAGGCCAUGGAGGAACUGCUUAUAAGUCUUGCUCUCUGAGGUUUGUUCAGCCUGCUUAAGAACUGAGGACCAUAUGCCUAGGGAUAAAACCAUCCACAGUGGGCCCUCCUCCAUCAAUCACUAAUCAAGAAAAUGACUCACAGACUUGUCCACAAUCUAAUGGCAGCAAUUCCUUAAUGUUCCCUGUUCCCAGGUAACUAAACUAGUUUAUGUCAAGUUGACAAAAAUUGGCCUGCAAUGUUUUAGUUGGGGUUCACUAAAGAAACAACCGAGGGAGUGUAUAUGUAUGUAUUUUUUUUAAUAAAAUAUAUAUUUAUGUAGAAUGGAAUUUAUUAGAGUCACAGGUAAUAGUCAAACUAUUCCAACAAUACCUGGCUCCCAAUAGAUAGUCCAAGAAUUCAGUGUUCAGUCCACAAGAUUGGAUGUCUCAGCUAGUCUUGAGUGUAUACACUGAAAUCACAAAAAAAGUAGGCUCUAAUGCCAGAGAAAGAAUGAACUUGCCAAUGAAGGUAAGGUAAGCUUAGUGGAAGCUUCCUUGUUCUUUCUAUAGGCUUCACCAAAAGGUGUAUCUUCCAGCUUUAAAUGGUGAAUAAAGAAAAUUUCCUCACAGAUGUAUGCAACGGCUUGGGGUUUAAUUAGUUCCAGAUGUAAUCAAGAAUAGCAAUCACAAUCAGACAAUUGACUCCUUGUCAGUUUGACACACACAGCACUAUUUAAACCAUAACUUUACUUUUCUUGUUUAUUCCCAAGUUGCUUUGGGGCCACUUUUACUACAGCAAUGGAGACUAAACUAGGGCACCAUUAGAAAGUAUACAUAUAGUAAAAACUUUAUACAAAAUUCUCUUAGACAUUCCAGAAAACUAGAAAGGACUUAGAAGGUCUCACCAUAAGGCAAUGAUAAAAAGAUAAGUCUGUCUGACCCACUUCAAAUGUGCAGUGUCUGAGUGUGUUGUAAGAGUUUGUUGUAAGCUUGUUGUAAGAGUUUGUAUCGUUUUGCUUUUUUAAUAAAUUUUCCACUUAAUUUUUAUUUGUUGGGUUUUUUUUUUAAUUUUGUUUUUUGUAUUUGGUUUUUUGUUGUUGUUGUUGUUUUGUUUGUUUGUUUGUUUGUUUUUUGAGACAGAAUUGAUCUGGAACUUGCUGAGUAGACCAGGUUGGCUUCGUACUCAAAGAUCCACCUGCCUCUGCCAAACAAACAAAAAGAAUUAAGGAUACUAAACCAAUCGUGGUGCUUGUUUUUAAUCCCAGCACUCUGGAGGCAGAGGCAAGCAGAUGUCUGAGUUCAAGGCCAGCUUGAACUACAUAGUUCUAGGACAGCCAGGGCUAUGUAGAGAGACCCUGUCUCCAAAAUAAAGUUAAGGAUACUAUGGAUACUAUCCAGGCAUGGUGGCAUACACCCAUAAUCCUAGCACUCAGGCUGAGAAAGAAUUGCUACAAGUUGAGGCCAGCCCGGGCUAUGUUGUGAGUUCCAGGACAACCUAAAGUUAGAAUGAAGGAUGCUCAUAUGGGAAAACAGUCAACAGCCUCAUCAGAAAUCCUUUGCUGCUUAGAUAAAGCUGACUGCUAAUUUAGGGGUGUCUGGGGUGUUUGCCUAAACUAUGUGUGUCCAGUGCUCAUGCAAUAGAAAGCUUGGAAAUCCUGGGGAAGAUGGCUCAGCAGAUAAAUGCACCUUUCAAAUCUGGUUCUAUGUCUGAGACCCACAUGUUAGAAUUGCAUAGGUUGUCCUCUGACCUCUACAUGUGCACAUAAUUGAUAAAUAAAUGUUAUUUUUAAA